Molecule: messenger RNA, 4044 nt
Organism: Pomacea canaliculata
Lineage: Eukaryota; Metazoa; Mollusca; Gastropoda; Architaenioglossa; Ampullariidae
Exons: 5
Coding region: 132-1256 (374 amino acids)
Source: RefSeq, a predicted model, not a curated record
AGUUGUCACUCUCCCUAACGUCUAGAUGUUAUGCUCUCCCCUGAAACGAGACAGUAGACAGUGGCUGCAUAUAGUGGGUUUGAUCUCUGAUUAAACAGUCAUUGUUUGCGCAUUUAUAAAGAACAACGAAGAUGGGAAUUACAAAGGAACAAUUUCGCAAGCUGGAUGUACUGGAACAAGGCAGAGUUAAAUGGAAAUUCCUUCAGGCACACUUUUCAGCUUUUGUUAGAAUUCAAGCAAGCAAUGUUUUGGAACAUCUAGCUGAAGUUCUUCAUAGGAACGAUAUGGAACAAAUUGAGAGAGACAUGCAAAACAAAAGUAACAAUAUAGUGAUGCAGAAUCUUCUCAUGAGGCUGUCCAGAACGUGCAAGCCAUGGUGGAUACCUCUAGAAAAGUAUUUGCUGGAGGAAGGAGAUAAUAAACUGUACAGCUUUCUGAAUCCAUGGAGAGACUUCGAAGAACAUGGUGCAACUGCUGCCUCUCCUGAAUCGUUCUUCAGAAAUUCAGAUAGGUCUUCUGAAGGCUUCCAGCGCCCCUAUUCAUGUGAUACGCCACUCGGCAAGACAAGUGGUUUAGUUGACGUAUUGAGGUCCUGUCCAUGGAGAAAGCUUGCAGAUGUCCUUGGUUUUAACAUGGAUGAACAGCGAGCUGUUAAAUAUUCUGCUUCUUAUGACAAUGAUUUUCAUCAGCAUCUUAUUGAUGCUUACAUUGAAAAAUAUAGAAGCAAUGCAACUGUGGGCAGCAUGGUGCGGGCUUUGCUUCAAUUGAAAACUGAAGGCAGGCGCAUUGUGUCAUUUAUGGAAGAAGCUCAGCUGAUUGUCAACAAUGAACGAGAAGGAAGUGAAGCAGGAGAGGCAAGGGGAGAGGAGUCACAUGGAUUUAACGUUACUGAGAGUGCAAGUGGGGCAAGUGCUGGCACUAGACAAACAAGUCUCUUUCUGAAUUGUUCUCCCCACAGCCCCAGUACUACAGCUACAAAUAAUUUUUCUGCACAUGAGCCCAUAAAUGGAUCUUCAGCUAAUGAUUAUUUUCCAUCUUCAGCAUUUCAUCCUACUGAUAGGAUAGUAUCGAGGACUAACCAAGAGUCAGUUAGUAGUUGGCACAUGCAGGAAGAUCUGCACAGACUUGUGCCAUCACCUGGAACAACGCAGCCCUCACAGGUAAAUCAAGAAAUGGAAAUUCCUAUUGGAAAUUCCUCUUGCCAAAAUUCAGAGCCUGGCAAUUUUAGAGAUUACGAACACCACCUAAUAUUUUAGAUGGGAGCGAUUUGAUGCAGUCUUUAGUCGACAAUGCUAGUCAACCUGAUGCUGGUGACGUUAAAAAUCUGAAUACAGAGAAUCAAGCAGAGGACAAAUCUUAUCCACAAAAGUACUGCAACCCUAGUCAUCCAACUGAUGACCAAGAAGAUGGUGACAACUCAUUUUUACAAACGGAUGGACCAUGUGAAGUUCUUCAUGCAACAGAAUCUGCAUCAUCUGACUUCACAAAUGGCAGGGACUCAUCAACAGCUCCUUCAAAUUAUUCCCAACAACCUGCAAGCGAUGUACCCUCAGCUGCUGAACUCUCUGGCAGUAUUCCUCAACCAGGAAACAGUAAUUCCAAUAUCACAAUAAAUGUCAAUCUUCACAACUGUAAAAAACCGAUAUUGAACAUCGGAAAAAAGAACAGAGUUAAUCUGGAUUUACCCAUGAUACAAGAACAGACAUAUGAAGCUGAUGAGGACAGACAGCAGGAGUUUGAUACAAUCUUUCCCAGUGUUUCAUCUCCAGCAGAAGCUAAUUUUGAGAGGUUACGAUCAGAUACAGGAUUUCGUCCACAAGAAUAUCAACAAGGCAUUGGAGACUGUCCUACCGGUCUUAUCUCUGCAGGUCAGAAUUUAGUGACAGAAGGAGAAACUUUGCCUUGGAAUUCCAAUCUUCAUCAGACUAAACCAAAGCAAAUUGUGGAGAGUGAAUCAGAAGCUGCCGCAGGACAGGUAACAGAGAUGGAUUUGGGUGGUGCAAAUGAUGUCAGCUUAACACAAUACAGAAGAUUAAUUCCAAAAGCCCCAGAGAAACAAGUGUUGCAUGGUGAUGAAGAUACUACCUUCUCAACAGAUGCUAAAUCUAGCAGUACUGUUAAGUCACCUUGUCACCAGAUCAGUAAUAGCGGGAACAGUAGAAGCCAGCAUGAAGAGACAAAUACAGAAGACACUAUAGAUACAGAAUCGGAGAAGGAAGGGCUGACACCCACAGUACCUCUCACAAAUAAGCAAUGUGAAGGGCAACAAGAUCAGCCUCAGCAGCCUUCUGGUUUACUUAAAAGGUUCUCAUGCAUUCUAAAAGAUGUGCUAGAUUUAACGGGAUGAAAAUAAAGAUGUAGGCUCCAUGUGAAUAAUUGGCUGUGGAAUAUUUGUAGAAAUAUCCAGGUUUUGACCUUUACAUAUGUUUCAUGUAAUAAUAUGUUUCAUGUAAUAACAAGGUAAUUGUGAAAGGGCAAUGUAGGUUUUCAAAGUGUGGAAAGAGAUUGUUUUGCAAUAUUUGAGUUUUAGAAAAUUAAAUGUUAAGCAAACUGGAAAGAACAGCAAAUGUAAUCAAAAUGUCAAAGCAAGAAACAUGGCAAUAUAAAAGCUUUAUGAUGGUUGUGGAGGAAAUGCGAUGUAAAUGAAUAUGAUUUGUGGGGGAUUGAUAUUGCUGUUAUGGUUUGAUUUGGCUUUUAAUGUGAUAGGAAAACUUUUAGUCAUGAAAAUUAGUUAUGAGUCUGAAGUCAUGCGGCUAGUCAUGAUGCUUUUAUUGUAAAACUCAAAAUGCAGAAAAAGAUUACUUUGUUUGAUGUGUUAUCAGUUGUGCAAAAAUUAGACUUUUGUUAAGUGCACACUUUUAAGAGCUGCAAAAAUGGUAGUUGCAUGUGACUUUUUUUGUGAUGGUAACUUAUCUUUACAGGCUUUAUCCUCAUCAGAAUCAUCUUAUUCUAAUGUAGGGAUUCACUGGUUAAAACUAUAUUCUUCCUGUUUUCAUGGAAUAUGUAAACAUAUGUGCUUUAAAAUUAUAUUUAUGCUCAUUUCAUUAAUAUUUAUGUUGUACGCAAGUUUCCAGAUCUAUAGGUGGUGUAUUAGUUUUUUGUAACUAAGAAAAUCUUUGCCAUGAAAUGAAAGUUGUUUAAAGUUAUUUUAAAACUAAGAUUACCACAAGAGGCUCAAUUUGUUCGAAGCAACUUGGAAAUACUACAAUAUUUGUGCUGGUAAUCAACUUUCUAGCCUACAAUGGGCUAAUUUAUGAGAAACAAAAAAUCACAUAGCACUCAGUGAUUUGCACAAAGGGGCAUGGAGAUAAGAUGUAACCAGGGUCAGAAGUGUUCCUUUGUCCUUUUAAUGUAUAUAUAUAGCACCUUACCACAGCACCAAAGCUGGGACUUUAUUUUGUUUUUAAUUAACUUAUACAUGAAGGUGCACAAGCACACACCUUUUUAAGGGGAGAUAUCAAAUGCACUAACAUGCAUAGACUAACAUGCAUUUACACAACAACUACACACACAUAUAAUCUUUUUUUAUUGAUGAAAACUAAGUAGUAAUAUAAUUAUAUAUAUGUGUGUGUAUAUAUAUAUCUUAAAUGAUAUGAUGUGUAAUGUAUUUUGAGGAUUAAGGGUAGAGUUUUAAAUCACAAUGGUAGAGAAAAGUCUUGCUGUCCAUGAAUGGCUGAGCUUUUAGAUCCCCUCAGAUAUGAAGAAGUGACAGACCUCCCAAAAUAGCUAAUAAAAACUCUGGGAGGUGAAUGCACCUGAAGUGGUCUACAUAAUAGCCCAUGAAUGGCUAUGGACUACAUGUAGCCUCAUAAGUAUGAUCCAUAAAAACUGACCAGUCUGGCUAUGGAUACUUUAUUUGCAUGCUUCAUAUCACAAGCUGAUCAGAGGGUGCUGUACUGUAAUUGAAUCAGGUGCAUAUUUCAUAUCUCUGGGCCUCUGCUGCUCAACUGAUCAUGGAUUUAGUCAAAUGAAAAUUGUGUUAAAUGUGUGCCAUGAGUAGAGUAAAAUUGAUAUUGGUAACACAAUUAAAGACUUUUAAAAAAA